Yarrowia lipolytica CLIB122 is the source of this 1251-nucleotide messenger RNA. RefSeq lists its product as uncharacterized. Gene Ontology annotation, cellular component: fungal-type vacuole. Gene Ontology annotation, molecular function: aspartic-type endopeptidase activity. NCBI's taxonomy places the organism in Eukaryota, Fungi, Ascomycota, Dipodascomycetes, Dipodascales. The record is from RefSeq and is a predicted model, not a curated record.
AUGAUCUUCUCUCACCUUGUGCUUGCAACUGUGGCCGCAGCUGGUGUUGUGCACGUGCCUCUGACGGGUCGAGCUCUUGAUGACGUUCCCGAGGUUCGAGACUAUCUGUCUAAGCGAGCCUUCCCCGACGGCGUGGUCCAUGCCGAUCAGAUCAUGGGCCAGGUCUUCUACGAGACCUAUCUCCAGAUCGGAACCCCUGCUCAGAACCUUUCAUUCAGUUUCGACACCGGCUCGGGCAACCUGUGGUCUCCUGGAAAGAACUCCACCUCCUGCGAGGCUGGCCAAUGCCGUGAGGACACUAUGUUUGACAUUUCUGCGUCCGAGACGUGGAAGUUCAAACGCACCGGCAGGUGGUGGGGUGGCAACGGCAUCUUCGGAUCAGAGACGGUCCGCUAUGCUGGCCAGACUCUCAAAAACUUUGAGUACUGGGUCUCCACCGACCAAAUGAACAACAACUUUGGCAUUUUCGGCCAGUCUGCAUUUAAAGACCCCUCGGUGAGCUUUGUCCAGGGUCUGGCCCACGCUGGUAAGAUUUCCCGAGCCGUCUACUCCCUCAACUCCGAGGCCUCCAUCACCCGAUGGAACCUGGACGCCCCCAAGUCCGAGUGGAGACGAACCGUGAACAACGUCUACUACGGAGGCUAUGACCAGGCCAAGUACCAGGGACCCCUGACCGCUAUCGACGUGGACCACUACGGUGGAUACAAGAUGCCCAUGUCCGGAUUUACGGUCGACGGGGAGUUUGUCGACGAUGGCAAAAAUUACACCGUGGUUCUCGACACGGGAGGACUCACUCUUCAGGUGCCCAACAAAACCGUGGGGAUCCUCGCCAAGAAGCACGGUGGAGAGUGGUCCCUCAAACACGACCGAUGGACCAUUGACUGUGACGCCAAGCCCGUGCUGACCUACGGAUUUGGAUACACCCAGAUCGACGUGGAGUUUGACCAGUUCAUCAAGAAGGCGGUCGGUGGACCCGAGUGUCUGAUCCAGCGAAUGACCUUUGCCUCGGACGACCAAACCCAGCUUCUCACGGGUCCCCCUGUCAUUUCCAACGCUCUGGUCAUUUUCGACAACGACCGAAACCAGAUUCUGGUGGCCAAGGCCAAGUACACCGACGAGUCCAACGUGGUUGAAAUCACCGGAGACAUCCCUGGAGCUGUUCAAUACAAGGACUUUCUCGCUGGUAAGCCUCUUCCGGGAGACAAGUCCGCAGUUGCUUCUACUCUUGAGGUCAAGGCCACCAACGUCUAA